GUAUUUGUAAUAAUAGAGUGUGAUUGUUAGCUAUAUGGGCAGUUGAAGUUUACUCAAAAUUCUAUAAUCCUAUACAGGUGUCGAAAAUAUAAAUAAUGGGGAACUCAAGGUCAUCAAGAAGUCCCUCAAAGCGUCACCAUAGCAAAAGUAAACACAAAAAAAGAACAAAAGAUCGGGAUCGGCGAAGAAAUGAUACUUCCGAAAUCGAUCGAAGUGAAGAACAAUCACGGAAUAAUAGUUCCCAUAAGAAAAGUAAAUGCACUGAGUCUAUAAGUCAAUAUGAGUACGAAAGAAGUAGCCGUGGAUCUUGUCACUCAAAAUAUAGAAAGCAAUCAAAUGUUACAAAUAGCUCCAGCGAGAGCUUGCAUUCAGAAGAUUAUUAUGAGGUGCGCCCAAAAAAACGAAAGCGGUAUAAAGAGGUUGAUGUUGACCGGGAAAAAGGAAGUGGCAGUUCCCGACGUCAAGAGGAAGAGGGGCAGAUAAUUAAAGAGGAAACCAGUAAGCGCAUUGAGCUAUUGGUUAAGAAAAGAGUUGAAGAGGAAUUAAUAAGACGUAAAGAUGAAAUUGAGAAGGAAGUACUCCGUAGAGUAGAAGAAGCAAAAUCCCAAAUGGAGUUAGAGUUAAUGUUGGAACUUGAAAAGCAACGGGAACAAAUUCGUGAGGAAGCUCGGCAUCGUGAGGAGUUCGAGAAAAAGAAGAGAGAAGAACUCGAGGGCAUUUUUGCAGAGAACAAUCGAAGAAUAGAAGAAGCUCAGCGAAAAUUGGCUGAAGAACGAUUAGCUAUGAUAGAGGAACAGCGGUUGAUGGAAGAAAGACGCCAACGAAUACGUAAAGAAGAAGAGAAACGAGUCAAAGAGGAACAAAAAAUUAUACUAGGAAAAAAUAAUUCUAGACCGAAACUAUCGUUUUGUUUGAAACCUGGUGCCUCGUGACUUUUUUAUGUGUUGAUGUACAUUUUAAAUCUUAAUAACCUUAAUUAUUUUAUAGUGUAAUUAAAGUAAAAUACUCCACAAGAUG
Messenger RNA from Ceratitis capitata (Mediterranean fruit fly), 1017 nucleotides. RefSeq names its product UPF0430 protein CG31712 (gene Arglu1). Bases 96 to 932 code for a protein of 278 amino acids. Gene Ontology annotation, cellular component: nucleoplasm; mitochondrion. The record is from RefSeq and is a predicted model, not a curated record. The transcript is spliced from 5 exons. Lineage: Eukaryota; Metazoa; Arthropoda; Insecta; Diptera; Tephritidae. Gene Ontology annotation, molecular function: cadherin binding.